GUUCACCGACACGUCACAAGAUCAGGCCGAUCUAUUUAAAUAGCACCAAGUUGUUCAAACAGGCACAGCAAACCUCAGCAGAGCUACACCAAUGUUACCAACGGCAGGAACAAAAGCAGCCUUAGCAACCCUGAAACAGGUGGUUUGUUCAAUGCCUUCACACUGCUCCCAGUCUUUGCUACACCGUACUACACCCUCAGACACCAUGGUUGAACACGAGGAUCUGGAGUGUGUGGUGUGCUUCAAUGAGUACGCUCGCAGAGGCCGUGUCCCACGGGUGCUGCACUGCGGACACACCUUCUGUGCGCCCUGCCUGGAGCAGCUGUCCCAACUGCAGGGGAACCUCCGCGGCGUCUCUUGCCCUCUGUGCCGCAGGAUCACGUGCACCAUGGCCAGCCUGUCCCUGCCUGGUGCCCUGUCGGUCAACAUGGAGAUCUGGGACCAGAUAGUGGAGGAGAAGGUGGAGGAGAGGUUGCAAGCGUCGGCCCCGGUGGAGGAUUUAAGCUACACUGAGACACAACUCAUCCAGUCGGCACUCCCUGUUUCAAAAAAGUCUGGUGGCAAGACCUUAUUCAAGAAGAUGGUCCGCUGUGUGCUGCAGCAGCGAGAGAUGGACGGGGGUUGACAUAACAGCAUAAGAAGAAAUGACAGAGGAAUCUCUGUUUCGCCUAACGUUUCAACUGAAUGGCCCAUGGAUGUAUGAAAAGGGACCUGAUGAAUGUUGCGUCGGCAGGACUACAUUAAGUUUGCAGCGAGACCACGGUUAUUACUGAUGACAUCAGUGGCCGGCUUGAGGAGUCAACAACCUGAUGAUUCAUUUAUGAUUUACCUAUUGUUACAACACGUAUUUAUAUUUAGAUAAGAAAUUUGAACUAAAUAUGGAUUUGGUUGUUUUGAUUAUGGUCAAGAAAAAUGUGUUUCAUCAUAUAUUUGGAAAUGUACAAAUCACAAACCCAACUUUACUUUAUGUCCUAUGUACAUAGAUAUACAUGUCCUACCUGCACACAUAGUGCACAAAAGCUGAAGCUGUGAAAAUUGAAACCUUAUUUAAUACAUUUAAAUAUGUAAUUUAUUUAAUUGGUUAGUUGUUUAUGUCAAUCUGAUUGUUGUUCUACGCACUACUUCCCAUUAACAUUGCUUUGUUGGAAUGGUUCAUCUGUGUAGUUUAGGUUUAUUUUCAUAAUGCAAAAAAAAAGAGCUGUGAUUUUUCGUAAAAUACAACUGCCUUUUUUUUUUUUGCCAAGAGAUAUUUUCUGUGUGAAAAAAGUGUUUCCGUUUGGGAGAUUAAUAAUAAUGUUCGAGUUACCAUAAAUGAUCGGCAUUUAAAUAAAGUUGUUUAAAAAUA
Molecule: messenger RNA, 1345 nt
Organism: Eleginops maclovinus (Patagonian blennie)
Lineage: Eukaryota; Metazoa; Chordata; Actinopteri; Perciformes; Eleginopidae
Product: RING finger protein 224-like
Exons: 3
Coding region: 92-625 (177 amino acids)
Biological process (GO): protein ubiquitination
Molecular function (GO): ubiquitin protein ligase activity
Source: RefSeq, a predicted model, not a curated record